AAAAAGCAAAUAUCCAGUGUAGAUUUGACCAAAGAUUUUUUCUUUAGCUAUACAUAUCCCAUCAUGCAAAGUUUGCAAAAGAAUGUGUUGUCAAUGGGUGAGGAAGGUAUGCCUUAUGAUAACAUAUUUGUGUGGAAUGCAUAUCUAACGCAAGCCAUUAGAUCAAGGUGCAAUAACACUAUUUGGACGAUAGCAUUAGUUCAUGGGCAUUUUAAGCAGACUAGGCUAUCCAUCUUUGGAAGGGAUUUCAGCGUUUCUCUGAUUUCUAGACGCUCGCGGCAUUUUGCGGGAACACGUUACUUGAAAAGGGGAGUAAAUGACCGAGGAAGAGUUGCGAAUGAUGUUGAAACAGAGCAAAUUGUCCUCGAUGAGGAAGCUGGGUCAUGUAAGGGAAAAAUGAGUUCUGUGGUGCAGAUGCGUGGUUCAAUUCCCCUUUUCUGGUCCCAAGAAGCUUCCAGGUUCAGUCCUAAGCCUGAUAUUAUCUUACAGAGGUUUGACCCUACAUAUCAGGCAACUAAACUGCAUUUUGAAGACCUGGCAAAGAGAUAUGGAAAUCCAAUAAUUGUUUUAAAUUUAAUCAAGACUGUUGAGAAAAGGCCGCGAGAAAUGAUGCUAAGGCGUGAGUUUGCAGAUGCAGUUGGGUAUCUUAACACAAUUAUCCCAGAAGAAAACCAAGUUCGAUUUAUACAUUGGGACUUCCAUAAGUUUGCAAAGAGCAAGUCAGCCAAUGUUUUAGCUGUUUUGGGUGGCGUGGCAAGUGAAGCACUUGACUUGACUGGUUUUUUCUAUAGUGGUAAACCAAGCAUCGUUAAGAGGAAAACCAACCAACCUAGUCGAACUGGAAGAGAUGCUUCUCUUAGAGAGUUGCGUGCCAGUUCAGGGGACCUUGCAAGGCUUGCAAGUAGUGGUGAGAAUUUAAGUUCUAUAAUUAAUCGAGAGAGAGAUACGGAUUUUGGCCAACAAAAUAAAAAAGACAACCAUGGUGGUGUAGCACCAUGUUUUCAAAGUGGAGUUCUGCGCACUAACUGCAUUGACUGCUUAGAUCGUACUAAUGUUGCCCAGUAUGCUUAUGGGCUUGCUGCUUUGGGCCGCCAACUUCAUGCAAUGGGUUUGACAGACAUGCCAAAAGUUGACCCUAAUAGCAGCAUAGCUGCAGCUCUUAUGGAUAUGUAUCAGAGCAUGGGGGAUGCUCUUGCACAACAAUAUGGUGGCUCUGCUGCUCACAAUUCUGUGUUUCCAGAGAGGCAGGGAAGGUGGAAAGCUACUACCCAAUCUAGAGAAUUUCUUAAGUCUAUCAAGCGAUACUAUAGUAAUGCCUACACCGAUGGUGAAAAGCAAGAUGCAAUAAAUUUAUUUUUGGGUUAUUUUAAACCACAGGAAGGGAAACCUGCUCUAUGGGAAUUGGAUUCUGAUUAUUAUCUUCAUGUUUCCGGGAUUGGUGAUGACGUAUUCCCUGAUAAAUGUUUGGAAGCUACUGUUAAAGCUGUAGGACAAGGAAUGAUUCUUGCCCCUGUUCCAGCAUGCAGAGAAGAUUUUUCUCGGCUGAAAUUGACUUCCUUUGAAAAAUUGAUAUCGAAAACAUGUAGCUCAAUAAAAAAUGUUAGACUUUGCAGUGAACCAGAUCAAAGACCAGGUGGUGGUGCUGGAAAUUCGGGUGUGGCACCUGAUGCAGCUGAAAUACAGUUGAAGAGUCCAAAUUGGCUCUUUGGCCAGAGAAAGCUUGAAGGAAGUGUGUCUGCUCCCAAAGUUACAUCACAUGAAAUUGUAAAUCGGGAAGUUCAUAAUGAAAUCAGAGCCAACAGUUUCUGUGACCUUAAUUGGCUUUCUUCGGUUGAUGACAUAAACGAAGAAGAUGUCUUCCAGAGGUAUCUCACAAUGACCUCUGCUGAUGAAGCCAAUGGUUGGUAUGGUGGAACACUGCUCGGUGAUCAAGAUGAAGGCAGUGAGAUAUAUAAACAUUAUACUGAACUAUGCCAGGGCCCAGCAAUGGAACCCUUCCAAAAUGAUCAUCAGAGGGAGAUGCACUAUUCUCAUGUUCUAGAAAUGAAUAGACUUGAUGUGGUAGACAAAGAUGUGGUCGAAGCAGAGAUGGAAGCAGUCCUCAGGGAGUAUGAUCAAAUUGGUGCUGAUCUUCGGAUCAUCCCGACAUCAUGUAAAUUGUUUGCUGAAGAUCCGAGUAGGUUGUCGAGAUGGAUCAUUGGGGAGGAGAAGUUGCAGAAAGUGUGAAACCAGUUUGCAGCUGUGUUUCCUGGCACUGUAUAUGUAACGUCAUUGUUAUCUUUCUGUAAUGUAAAU
Messenger RNA from Pistacia vera, 2295 nucleotides. RefSeq names its product phosphoinositide phosphatase SAC1-like. The transcript has 13 exons. Lineage: Eukaryota; Viridiplantae; Streptophyta; Magnoliopsida; Sapindales; Anacardiaceae. The record is from RefSeq and is a predicted model, not a curated record. Gene Ontology annotation, cellular component: intracellular membrane-bounded organelle. Gene Ontology annotation, biological process: phosphatidylinositol dephosphorylation. Bases 64 to 2226 code for a protein of 720 amino acids. Gene Ontology annotation, molecular function: phosphatidylinositol-3,5-bisphosphate 5-phosphatase activity.